AUGAGGGACAUGUCCGGCGAGAAGAUGAAGGCGGUGCAUUACGAAGGACCAUUCAAGGUCUCGGUCAAGGACGUCGAGCUGCCCAAGAUCCAGCACCCCGACGAUGUGAUUGUCAAGGUCACAACGGCAGCUAUCUGCGGUUCAGAUCUACACAUGUACCAAGGGCGCACGGCAGCGGAAGCCGGUCUCGUGUUCGGUCAUGAGAAUAUGGGUACCAUUAUCGAAGUCGGAUCGGGUGUGACACUAUUGGAGAAGGGUGAUAGGAUCGUGUUGCCAUUUAACGUCGCCGAUGGUAGGUGUCGCAACUGCGAAGAAGGCAAAACGGCUUUCUGUACUGGAGUGAACCCGGGCUUUGCCGGUGGAGCCUACGGCUAUGUAGCCAUGGGCCCGUAUCAAGGCGGCCAAGCGCAAUACCUCCGCGUCCCAUUUGCCGACUUCAACGCAUUGAAGUUACCCAAAGGCACCGAGCACGAAGCCGACUUUAUACUACUCGCAGACAUAUUCCCAACAGGAUGGCAUGGACUCGUGCUCGCCGGAUUCCAGUCCGGUGAAAGCGUGGCGGUGUUCGGCGCAGGUCCUGUCGGCCUGAUGGCAGCGUAUAGCGGGAUCCUGCGAGGCGCGAGCAAGGUCUUUGUAGUCGACACAGUGCCUGAACGGCUGGCAGCUGCAGAAAAGAUUGGAUGCAUUCCCAUUGACUUUAAGAAGAGCGAUCCCGUUGAACAGAUCAUCAAGCUCAACGACGGUAUGGUAGAUCGCGCAGUCGACGCGGUCGGGUACCAGGCUGUGGACGCAUCAGGCAGCAAAGAGAAGCCAAACAUCGUGCUGGACCAGCUAAUCAUGGUGACGCGACCAACGGGUGGCUUGGGUAUUCCAGGUUUGUAUGUGCCAGCCGACCCAGGCGCGCCCGACGAACAGAGCAAGAAAGGCCAGAUUCUGAUCUCAUUCGGCAAGCUGUUCGAAAAGGGACUGCACCUCGGCACUGGGCAGUGCAAUGUGAAGGCGUACAACAGGUAUUUGCGCGACAUGAUCGUAUCGGGCAAGGCCAAGCCGAGUUUCGUUGUGUCGCACGAGAUUAACAUCGACGAGGCGCCGACGGCGUACGAGAAGUUUGAUAAGAGGAUCGAGGGGUAUACGAAGGUGUUGAUCCAUCCGAAUGGAGCGUUGAACUAG
Alternaria postmessia is the source of this 1170-nucleotide messenger RNA. RefSeq lists its product as uncharacterized. Lineage: Eukaryota; Fungi; Ascomycota; Dothideomycetes; Pleosporales; Pleosporaceae. The coding region runs from base 1 to 1170 and encodes 389 amino acids. Gene Ontology annotation, molecular function: oxidoreductase activity; zinc ion binding. The record is from RefSeq and is a predicted model, not a curated record. The transcript has 5 exons.